Molecule: messenger RNA, 2018 nt
Organism: Ciona intestinalis (vase tunicate)
Lineage: Eukaryota; Metazoa; Chordata; Ascidiacea; Phlebobranchia; Cionidae
Biological process (GO): sterol metabolic process
Molecular function (GO): oxidoreductase activity, acting on paired donors, with incorporation or reduction of molecular oxygen; iron ion binding; monooxygenase activity
Source: RefSeq, a predicted model, not a curated record
AGAAAAACAUGGAGAUAAUUUUAUAGCAUCAAUAUUUAGGCAAUCGCGUUUUGUAUUUUGUCAUCUUGGUGCUGUUUAUUUAUAAUCACAAUGAAGGUGCCAGGAACAAUUGGAUACCCUAUAAUUGGUGACAAAUCAAGGGAAUUUUUAAGCGAUCCAACCAAGUUUAUUACAUCCCGAAUAAAUGAACAUUCUUCCCGAAUUUUUCAAUGUAGGAUACUCAACAACCCAACAAUAUUUGUAUGUUCUCCUCAGGCUGUAAAAACGCUGCUCAGUGAAGAAAUGGCCAAUGAUAUUGAGCAUGGCUAUAAAAGUAUAUUGCAUCGCUUGUAUGGUGAUAACAUUGUAUUUGAAAAUGAUGUGACAGCCAAUGAAUUACACAACUGCCUCAAGAACUGCUUCCAAAAUAUGGAGCUUUAUAAAGAAACAGUGAAUAGGUUAUGUGAACCUCUGCUCUCAUCCUUGCAUUUAAGAACUGAACCAGUGUACAUCUACCCUGAGUUUAAGAGGGUAAUGACUCGAAUGUGCCUGGAAUUAUUCCUGGGCAUCAAAACGGAAUCCUGUUUGGACCAAACUGAAGAAAUAACUCAUCUUGCUACACAGCAUUGGCAUGGAAUUAUUUCUGUUCCUGUGUCCUUGAAAAUUCCCUUAGCGGGUGAGUCAACCUAUAGUUUGGCUGUUCAAGCAAAAGAGAAACUACUUUCUAUAAUUCGAUCAAUUUUGUUGGGUCAAAAUGGACAAGGUGACGCUAGUGUUGCAGCAAAACUCAGACACGCCGAUUUUUCAAACAGCAAGUCCCUCGAGCAACAUUUACUUCUCUUUGUAUCCGCUGUAAUACCGAAAGCGUUUGCUUCUCUCAUCACAUCAUUCAUUAUCGUUAUGGCAGGCGACGACAAGGAGGCCUUACGGGCACGGGCGCGCACCGAUUCUAAAUUUCUCGAUCGCGUUCUCUUAGAAGUGGAGCGAAUGUGGCCGCCUCUGUUUGCUGGUCGUCGUCUGGUGCGGCGAACCACCACUUUGGAAAGUUAUGAUUUACCGAAAGAUUACGCGAUCAUGUAUGUCACUCAUGCCGCUCAUCGAGAUCCCGAGGUAUUUCCGGAGCCGAAUUCCUUUAAUCCCGACCGAUGGAUCACAUGUAACGCUGGUCAAGAGGACUUAGUACUUUGCUUUGGCUCGGGGCCGCGAUGUUGUGUUGGAACUGACCUAAUUCGCCGUAUUCUACGUGACGUAGCGAGCCGUCUCCUGCAGAACUACGAAUGGUCCUUGGCCCCACCGAAUCAAGAUACGUCAUAUAAGUACCUGCCUGUCGCUCGACCUGCGGUUCAACCAAGUAUCGCAUUCUCUUCAUACCUCACCAAUGAUGAGCCUUUUUUCGACGCUUGCGGCUGACAGAAGCACUUCAAAACUCGUCCAUAUUACCUACUAAGCAAUAUCUUCAAUCGCCGUCUUAUGUUUUGCACAUGCUAUGAAACUAGGUCGCAGGUAAUUGGUCCUCAAUUAAGUUGCCAGUUUCCUAAUUAUUUGUGCGUUAAAAACACUGUAGAAUUUAUUUCUUCACGUAGUUCUUGCUCUUAGAUUACGUAUCGCCCUCCGCUGUAAUUAUUGCAUCAUGAGUAGCGUUGUGUAAUGUUUUGGGUUUGUUCUCGCGGCACAAGGUACGGAUGACCACGCUAUGACCCAAUCAAAGUGAUAAAGACGCACCGAUAUAAACGGAACCGCAGCUUAUCCUUAGGCGGCUAUUCGACGUAAAUCGGAUCGCUUGACAAAAUGCCAAAAAGACUUACGCUAAUCGCGGGGCAUCAGGUUUUUUCACAUUUUCGGGGAAGUCAUUUUUACAGCCAGACACCAGCAAGCAGUCAUGCCCCCAAAAAUCUCGAAGUAAACCAAAAUAGUUUCUGCGUAUUGACUACCAAAACAUUUUUUGUUUAUGGUGCUUUUGCUCCAUCAGGCGUCUCUAAAGUAAUUCUUAAACUAUGACCAAUUUUCGCGUAAAAAAGAAUACAAAAUUUAAUCACCAC